AUGGCGGUGAUUGCAGCCGCGCUGAUUGCCAGCACCGCCGGCGAUGCGCCCCCGCCUUCAGCGCAGCGACCAGCGAGCACCACCGACCGCGCUGGCGACGCUGCACAUCUUGAUGUGCCUCCUGAAGCAAUGCGAGCCAAGCAGCUCAACAAGCACCGCGCAAUUCAACCCGCGCAUCGGGCUCGGCUCGCAGCUCCCACUGCUGCAGCCGACAUUGAGGAUACUGCUGCUGAUGCUGCUGCUGCUGCUGCUGCUGCUGCUGCCCCAGACAUUCCGGACGAGGCGCAGCUGAUGUAUGCGAGGCUGUUUCGGACAAAACGCGUCGAGCACUUGGACGCCGUUGAGCGGAUGCUGCAAAUGCAACCAAAGCAUCAGAGCAAACUGCUGCCGACGCUCAUCUCCACCGUCUUUGAGGUCUUGGAGAAGUCGAGAGCCACUCUCGAUGGCGUGCAGCCUGGAGACGCGAUUCCGGCCGCCGAUUUGGUCAAACACGAUGCUCUCUCGUCCGUUCUGGAGAAUCUCGUCUUCUUUGCGGACAUGAUGUUGCGAUUUCCAGCGAUUGUUCACCCUUUAGUGGAUUCCAACCAAGUCCGGCUCGAUCUUCUCAUGUGGGCUUUGUUUCUGGGCGAGCAAUCUCCCGUGUACUCUGAAAAUGAUCUCCACGUGUUGGACCUUCUCAAACAAGAAGCAAACAUCAUCCCCAAGGAUGAGAAUUUCGUCAAUCCGUUUGGCAAGCGAGCAAAAAUGAAGGCGGCAGAAGACGCUGCUUAUCAGAAGCGUCUUGAAGCAGAGGCGGCCAAUGCCGAGGCGCGAAAACGCCAGCCAAAGCGACAGACCGACAGCGGGUCGCGACGAAAGGUUCUUCUCAACCGCAUUCCUCGCCGAGGGCAUUUGGAUGAGAACGCCGACUCCUCCUCGUCCCAGGGAGGGAUACACGGGAAGACUGCCAUGCAUGACGAAGAAGACUUGUAG
Molecule: messenger RNA, 972 nt
Organism: Capsaspora owczarzaki ATCC 30864
Lineage: Eukaryota; Filasterea; Ministeriida; Capsasporidae
Exons: 5
Coding region: 1-972 (323 amino acids)
Source: RefSeq, a predicted model, not a curated record